AUGCAAUUACAAGAUUUACCUGUUGAUAUUUUAGUAUCAAUCCUUGAAAUGCUUGAUACCAAGGAAUUGUUGACUUUUGCUGCUGCUGCUGCUCCAUAUCUGAGUCAGGUUUAUUUUGCAUUACAGCAAGUUCAUCUCAAACCAAUUGUCUUGAAAGUUGAGACUUUGACUGGUGAAAAUAACCAUUUAGAAUCAUCAAAAGACUUUGAUGGCUUAACCUUAGUUCAUGCUUCUUCCAAUCGUUCUAAUAUUCCUUAUGAAGAAUCACUGAACCUUUUCUUUGAUACAUUCAAGUACUUCAAAAAUCUAAAACCAAGAUAUAUAACACUUCAAUUUGAACUAAAUACAGAUGAUGAUAUGAGUUGUAUAAAGGAUUUAUUGAUUAAAUGUGAAGAAUUAUUACCAUAUAACUUUGAAUUUCAAUUAUCGAUUUUCAAAAAUCUUAGUCAAACUAAAUUCUCAAAGUAUAAUCUUCCAUAUCAAGAAUUAAAAAAGUUUAAUUGGUCAAGAGUUACUAUUGAUACAAAUUACUUUGAGAAAGAAGAAUCAAAAAUUAUCCAAAUUGAGCAAUUAAACAUUCAAGAAGAUAGUUUAAAUGAUUUCUAUUUUCCAAAGUUAGGACAAGUUAAAUUCGAUGCUGCUGAUACAUAA
Scheffersomyces coipomensis is the source of this 651-nucleotide messenger RNA. RefSeq lists its product as uncharacterized. The transcript is spliced from 2 exons. NCBI's taxonomy places the organism in Eukaryota, Fungi, Ascomycota, Pichiomycetes, Serinales, Debaryomycetaceae. Gene Ontology annotation, molecular function: protein binding. The record is from RefSeq and is a predicted model, not a curated record. The coding region runs from base 1 to 651 and encodes 216 amino acids.